AUGACUAAAGUAGCUACAUUUCCACUGCCCGGCAUAAAACAUGGCAAUCGUAUUCUGGUGGCGACGAUUGAACAACGAGCGAAGAACGAUCCAGACAGCUCCUGGGUGUCGGCGCCUAUAGACAACAACGAUCUCUCUCGAGGAUACAAAGAGAUCACGUUCGCAGAGUUCAACAACGCAGUCGACCAUGCUGUUCACUGGUUGAAGCAGAAUCUCCCUGCGGCCGACGAGCCAUUCCAAUCGUUCGCCUAUGCGGGCCCUAAGGACCUUCGCUAUCCCAUCCUUGCUGCUGCGGCUGGAAAGCUGCAGAAAGUGAUGGUGCUCCCAUCGCCGCUGAUUCCGCCUGUAGCGCAGCGUUUGAUUCUGAGCAAGACACAAUGUCAGGUUUAUAUCAGACCGUCCAGCAUGGCGCAGGUAGUCGGUGCCAUUUUGGAGGAUGCACCCAAUGUCCAACAGAUUACUGCUCCUGAACUCGAGAGCCUCCUACAAGAGUCUCCUGCUGAGCCUUAUGUAUACCCCAAGGCCUGGGAGGAAGGAAAGAAUGAUCCUUGGCUGGUAGUUCAUACCUCUGGCACGACAGGAUAUCCCAAACCAAUUACCUAUACUCACCAGAUGAUGGCCGCCUUUGAUGUGGCUGCAUCUCUGCCGGACAUUGAUGCAUUCAUGCUGCACCACGCUCCUGGGAGACGUUGGUACACACCUCUACCGUCUUUGCACUUGGUAGGAAUGACGAUGAUUCUCUCCAUGACCACAUAUGCUCACGGAACCCUGGUCACCGGCCCCCCUACGCCUCCCUCCGCUGAUACCGUCGUCGAUAUCUUCAAACACGGACAUGUCGACAGCGCACUACUGACCCCAGCUCUCAUCGACAAAUCUCCUCUCUCGCGAAAGUCCGGCGACCUUCUCGCACCCCACGUCCAGCUCGUUCCCGCCAUCGGAACCACCGAAUCGGGCGGCUACUUCACCAAGUUCCGUCGUGACGAGAAGGACUGGGAUUACAUUGAAUUCCAGAAACACGCCGGGGCGGUCUUCGAGCCCCGUUCGGGAGACCUCCACGAGCUUGUUUUUGUUCGUCUGCCGGAAUGUAAAAUGCAGCAGGUCUUCCUCCUCUAUCCGGACAUCGACCGAUUCGAGACGAAGGAUCUGUGGGUUGAGCAUCCCACGCGCAAAGGGCUGUGGAAGAUUGUCGGGCGCAUGGACGACUAUCUUCCUCUGAGUCAUGGGGAUGGGAUUUAUGCUGCGUCGCUAGAGCCGGAGAUAGAACAACAUUCGCAGGUGAAAGCGGCGCUGAUAGGGGGUCACGGACGGCCACUGCCGGUGCUUCUGGUCGAACUGCAUGACGAGAGUGAAGUGGCAAGUGACGCUGGUCGACAGGCGAUGAUCAAAAGUCUACAGCCCUAUAUUGACAAAGUAAACGAGCACUGCCAUGACUGCGUGAAGCUGAGUCCUGAGCGUCUGAUCUUCGCCAGUGGAGGCAAGGCCUUCAUUCGGACGGUCAAGGGUAGUGUGGCACGGAUGCCGAGUCUGGAGCUUUACAAAGAGGAAAUCUCUGCAUUAUUCGAGAAUAACUAG
Molecule: messenger RNA, 1572 nt
Organism: Aspergillus viridinutans
Lineage: Eukaryota; Fungi; Ascomycota; Eurotiomycetes; Eurotiales; Aspergillaceae
Product: putative AMP-binding enzyme
Exons: 5
Coding region: 1-1572 (523 amino acids)
Source: RefSeq, a predicted model, not a curated record